Molecule: messenger RNA, 633 nt
Organism: Olea europaea var. sylvestris
Lineage: Eukaryota; Viridiplantae; Streptophyta; Magnoliopsida; Lamiales; Oleaceae
Exons: 2
Coding region: 1-633 (210 amino acids)
Source: RefSeq, a predicted model, not a curated record
AUGAGCUUAACCAACAUCAUGACAUCCCUCGAGGCAAGCCGAGGUAAGACCCCAUGUUGCAACCUUUACUCUCCUGAACACAUCAAGGUCCUGUCCAACAUCCUAAUAGAGCUCAAGGACCUGAAGGAGCUCAAAUGGCCGCCCAGGUUGCGAUCCCUACCCGAUAACAGAGACAGGAACAAGUAUUGCGAUUUUCUUCGGUACCACAGACAUACCACUGAGGAUUACUUGGCUUUGAAGCUUGAAACUCUCAUCAAAAGGGGAUUUUCAGGCUCUUGCAUCAGCUAUGAUAAGUGCCCGAGGAACAAUCAAGAUAAGAACAACUGCCAGGAAGGACCAAGAAAUAAGCAGUCAGAGGCAGGGAUUAUCAACAUCAUUGUUGGAAGAACAGCUUCUGGAAGAGACUCCAACAGUGGACGCAAGAAAUAUGCAAGGCAGUCUCCUAGCAUUACAACUAUAGGUUUUGAUUAUACAGAAGACAUCACCUUCGGGUCACAUGAUUUGGAAGGCGUAUCCUUUCUUCAUGAUGAUGCCCUCGUUAUAUCAGCCAUUAUCGCCAACUUUGAGGUCAAAAGGAUUUUGGUAGAUAACGAAAGUGCAACCAAUGUACUAUCUCAUGAGGCCUUUAUUUAG